AUAGCACCGCACCCGAGGUCUAUGAGAUUGCAGUUGGUUUAUUCAUGAAGUGACCGCUGCACACGUGUAUGCACGAGAAAAGAGGUGUGGUCAAGCAUGACGUCACUGGACUACAUGGAGAACGAGACGUUUGAGGAGUACACCAACUACACGAACGAGAAUAUGUACGAGUUCUAUGCGGUUCCUCAGAUGGUGUUCCUUGCUGUGGUCUGUGUCUUUAUCAUUGUGGGCAACUGUUUUGUCUUGGCUGCCAUCCGACUCUCAGAGAACGGCCGGAAGUCUAGAAUGAACUUUUUCAUCAUGCACCUGGCCAUUGCAGAUUUACUGGUUGGUGUCAUGGUAGUUAUCCCGGACAUGGCUACUAAAAUCACCGUUGAGUGGUACGCAGGGAACGCCAUGUGUAAGAUCAUCCAGUACUCUCAGACGGCGGUCACAUACUCGUCCACUUACAUGUUGGUCAGCCUGUCUCUGGACCGUUACGACGCUGUGGCCAGGCCCAUGAACUUUUCCAGGAGUGGGCUACAGGGGCGUUUCCUCGUUCUGAUUUCCUGGCUGAUUUCUCUAGCCUUCGCCUCUCCGACUAUCUACCUGUACUCUGAGACUGUGAGAGAGGGCAAGAAACAAUGCUGGCUGGAAUUCCCGGAAGUCUGGCAGUGGCAGUUAUUUUUCACUAUCGUCUUCGUAGUCACCUUUCUGCUUCCUGCCAUCAUCAUCGCCAGCUGUUACAUCGCUAUCAUAUACAUUAUAUGGUCAAAGGGACGCUAUCACGAGCCAACGCGAGAAUCUCAUAAUGACACCAAUGUGACCCACUCGCGUCUGAUCAUAAAUGAGAAUCGACACGAUACUGGCCGUGGCAUCAUCCCUCAGGCCAAGAUCAGAACUAUCAAGAUGACACUUAUCAUAGUCAUCGUGUUCAUCAUGUGUUGGAGUCCUUUCUUCCUGUAUAAUCUUUUUGACCUCUAUGAGCUCAUUCCCCCUAACGACUCCGUGGCCACCCUCUUUCAGUCGGCGGCCCCCCUUAACAGCGCAGCCAACCCGAUCAUCUACGGCAUAUUCAGCACCAGGAUAUGCAAAAACUUAAGACGUCUGCCUCUGCCUUCAUUUCUACGCAGUCUCGCUUGUCAUUGCCAGGAUAAUUUCUGCCGUAAGCGAAGUUUCCGGAGUCGUCAGCAUCCUUACCUUACCAGUCAAUUGACUGACCCGACGCAAUCCACCAUGGAUGUCCACCGCCGCGUGGACCUUAGAUCGCACUUAUCGAAACGAGGCAGCCGCCUGGGCAAAUGGACGGCAUGCCUGGACGACGUGGACCUCAUCGUGCUCCAAGAAGCUGAGCAGAAGCUCAAGAACUCGAAGUCUCAGAACAGCAAAGGAGCCGCCGCCAUGGGGAAGAAAGGGGGACAACAAUGCUGGGACCACGCUGUGGAUGGAAAUUACGAGUUAACCCCCUUGGCUCACAAUGAAGUGACGCACAGGAAGGGCACUAGCGAUGGAAGCGACGACUCGCCUCAGACAAGUGAAAGCAACGUAGUCAAGGGAAAAGACUACAUCAUUUAUACCGAGGAAAAUUUGGCAUUCGCGAACUCAUUGCCAAAGAAAAAUGAUAACAACUUUUUCAUUAAAAACGAUGUGAGAAAUCCAUGUAGUUUAGAGAGCUAUUCUGUAAACAAUCAAAGAUUGUUCAAGAAAAACUCUUCGAAAGACGAAAGCAUUGGCAUUUGUGAUUCAGGUUAUCCUGCUAAUAGAAGCGAUAGCUCCUUAACAAAAAACAAUGCCGUAAGUAAUUUUUGUGAAAUACAACGUGACGAGCAUGGAUUUAAUGAUGGAGGACAAUCACAUUUCGAUAUAGACGCCUCUUCUAAUUCCCAUAAUGCCUCCUUCUCAGAAUGCGCAGAAGUUUGCGCAGAGAGUGAUCUUGUUUUCGCCGACGAUGACUUAGAUGGGCCUCUCGAAAACUGUCUGGACAGGUCGUGUUUAGCCACGAGGCGACCGUCUGGAGUACCAUCCGUCCGGCGGAGACUGACAUCAGACGACAAUGUUGUCUUGAAGAACGCCACGUGCCAGUGGGCUUCCGUUGAUGUCUCAGCAGACUAGAAAAGUUUUACGUGAAAAAAAAAAGCUUCCUGUUGAACUAUUGGGUUGUUGUUUACCCUCUCACAACGAGACUCAAAACAGAAAAGUCAUUUCUUGGUGGCCUCCUACACCCUGUUGGGAAACAACUUUCCUUAUUUUUUGUUUUUGACGGAUUACAAUCCAGUUAUUUGAGUAUGUGAAACUAUAGAUCUAGUUCAUUUUGUGUCAAAUGCAUGUGAAAACUUACGUACUGGUCAAUUGGUCAGUGUGGUGUCACACCUGCAAAUCAUCCGAGGAAUUCUCCUCCUACUGAAGUAAAUUUAGUCAUGUAAUUUAUUAACUUACCUUUGCAAAUCAACCAAAGACAAUCUAAAAUCGCUUCCUUAAUGCAUUUCUCUUCCAUGCUGCUUCAGAGUGUAUCUCAUUAUUUCAAUUAUGUUUUCUUGGUUUAAAAUUUGUAAACAAAUGUUCAGCACACAGGGA
Biomphalaria glabrata is the source of this 2553-nucleotide messenger RNA. RefSeq names its product cardioacceleratory peptide receptor-like. Bases 97 to 2091 code for a protein of 664 amino acids. The record is from RefSeq and is a predicted model, not a curated record. Gene Ontology annotation, cellular component: membrane. Gene Ontology annotation, molecular function: vasopressin receptor activity. Lineage: Eukaryota; Metazoa; Mollusca; Gastropoda; Planorbidae. The transcript has 8 exons. Gene Ontology annotation, biological process: G protein-coupled receptor signaling pathway.